AUGGCCAUCAUCGAUCGUUAUUGCCUAGCAUCCAACGCUAAACUCAACUGCCAGAAGACUUCGGUGGUUUCAUUGACGGGACGUGUACCGGAUGAUUGGCGACAAGCUUUUGAUUCACAUGGCCUUCGAUUAUGGCAUGAUCACACUUGCACAGAGGCUGUCACCUAUUUAGGUUUUCCUCUUAACAGCACACAAGCACAAUUGAACAACUUUCUUCAAGCACGCCUAGCCAAGCUAAAGGCACACAUCAACGUCCUACAAUCUCGCUCUUUGUCCAUACGCGGUAAAUCACUGGUUGUCAAUUCGCUGAUCCUUAGUCGCAUGUGGUAUUGUUUACGUAUCCUCCCUUUGACGCAGCAUUUCAUCAAUAGCCUUCAAUCAGCGGUUAUUCAAUACCUCCAGGGUAAGACUUUGCCCAAGGUCAGUUUUAUGACUUGCUGUAGACCAAAGAAAGAAGGUGGUCUUGGUGUAUUACAUCCUAUGCACCAUCUCAAUGCUUUACAGCUACGAUGGAUACACCCCCUUUUGUCUAAUGAUCCUGAGGAACGACAAAAUUCGCUUGCUGAUCCGUAUCUACGACUUUGUAUCCUUGCUUUCUGCUCCACUCUGGCACCAACCAUUCCUAUCCUUUUCCCUGAACGACGUGAUUCUACUCUCCUCUCUUUUGGUCAUUUCAAGUCUCUUUUUCAAGCAUGUGACAAUAUCAAGCUGAAAGUGAAUUGGAGCGCUAUUACCCAUUUCACCGUCCUCGACUUACCGCUGAUCAAGAUUUGUACUUUUGCUGGUCCCGCUAAUGAAGCACCCAAACCAAGUUGGGGCACUCUUUUGGUUCGAGAUGCCUUUAUUUUAUCUACCGCUGCACAUCAUCUUCGUGCACGUUCACCACGUGAACGCACAAGACACAAGCGUAAGGUUAAUGCUUUUCAUCGAGACAUACACCCCAAUGGCACGUGGCGACUUAAACCUUUCUUCAAACGCCUGCUGGAAACUUUGCCUUCAAGUGAUGCACAUCGGACAGUGUCUCUCGACUACCAUGCUUUGGUUGCUCCCAUCACCCACACGAAUCUUCGUAUUAACGAUCUCACACGCAAAGCCUUCCGAUACAGCCUUUUACCACCACUCGAUUCUCUACCACCACAUUACCCAAGAGGCACCCAUUCAGCUUGGCAUCGUUUUUGGAAUGGCGCUAUUCCUCAUCAAGCACGUACUAUUCGAUGGAGACUGCUUCAUCACCGAAUAUCCAGUCGUCAACGUCUUCAUGCUUUAAUACCACGACAUGUCGAGUCGCCAUGCUGCCAACGUUGCACCAACAACCCCGAAGUGAACAAUCCUGCCAUGGAAUCCGAUCAGCAUUUCUUCUUCUCUUGUCCUUCGGUACAACCAAUAUGGCAUCAUAUCGGUCGUCAGUUUUUUGCCAAUCCACAAGCGAUUCAAUGGCGCCAUCUCUCCAAUAUUACUACACGUCCACCAUCCACAUCAUCCGACUUGCCAGUAUCCUAUGACAUCAUCAUAUCAUGUGGACUGCUCGCCAUUUGGAGGGCUCACUGGCGAUACGUUUUCCAUCAAGAAGCCAUCCCAUGCAAUAUCACAGCUGACUCUGCUACCAAACACAUCCAUCAAAUUAUCAAUGAGUAUAGUUUAGCCAAUUCAAACCCUUUAAUGUAA
Molecule: messenger RNA, 1665 nt
Organism: Lichtheimia ornata
Lineage: Eukaryota; Fungi; Mucoromycota; Mucoromycetes; Mucorales; Lichtheimiaceae
Exons: 1
Coding region: 1-1665 (554 amino acids)
Source: RefSeq, a predicted model, not a curated record